Molecule: messenger RNA, 317 nt
Organism: Mesocestoides corti
Lineage: Eukaryota; Metazoa; Platyhelminthes; Cestoda; Cyclophyllidea; Mesocestoididae
Source: the annotation of a GenBank genome assembly
GAAGACGAGCGUGUUCGUCAGGUCUGUACGGACUUCAUUGGUCCGCUUCCACCCAUCAGCCAGACCUCCUGGGAACCGUCUAUCAAGGGUCUGUCGAAGCGCUCUCUGGUGAAGGAACUGCUGUCUCUCUUCGCCCUCAACUUGGGGAUGCAGCGGCUGUAUGUAGAAAUGAAGGAACUCCUGGAACAAACUCAGGAAGCCGUCUAAUUUCCCCACAUCCUCUUCGCACUAGUGUCUGCAUCAGAAUGUGUUUUAUUUUAUUUUUCAUCCAGAUCCAGCCACCACCACCAACACCCUCCAAUCGGUGUAUAUUUUGA